GCGCACAUUUCUUUGAUCCCCCCCUCCCCCUUCAACAACAGCUGACGUCAUCGCGUGUAUCACCUCCUCCUCCCGGAGUGCAGUUAGUGUGUGCGGCCGUGCUCGAGCACAAGCAGGUCUGGGCGCGCGGAGAAGGGGUUUUUGUCUCGCGGAGCGAAGUGGUCUGUUCCUCAGAAGGCUCGCGCACACCGAAGGAACAGCAGCACGCAGCAACGAACAGAACAAAGGGAUUUAAUUUAGCCGCCUGUCUCCUCGUGCCUGCUCCGGUCUCUUCCUGCUGUAAGCUAGCCGGGGACAUUUCACCAGGACAGUCCUGCCACUACGUUCUCGACCGAGGUUUAUUAUGGAGGAGCAGCUGCUGUGCUGCGAGGUGGACUCUAUCAGGAGAGCCCACCAGGACGAGAACCUACUUAAUGACCGAGUCCUACAGACUAUGCUGAAGGCAGAGGAGAACUACUUACCGUCCCCCAACUACUUCAAGUGUGUUCAGAAAGAGAUUAUACCCAAAAUGAGGAAAAUACUAGCCACUUGGAUGUUGGAGGUCUGCGAAGAGCAGAAGUGCGAGGAGGAGGUUUUUCCGCUGGCGAUGAACUAUUUGGACAGAUUUUUAUCAGUGGAGGCCACCAGGAAAACAAGACUGCAGCUGCUAGGAGCAACCUGCAUGUUUCUAGCAUCCAAGAUGAAGGAGACUGUCCCCCUCACUGCAGAGAAGCUCUGCAUCUACACGGACAACUCGGUCCUACCCGGGGAGCUGCUGCAAAUGGAGCUGCUGGUUCUCAGCAAGCUCAAGUGGGAUCUGGCUUCAGUCACUCCUCAUGACUUCAUUGAGCACUUCCUGUCCAAGUUGAAGAUUCACCCCUCCACAAAGCAGAUCCUCAGGAAACACGCUCAGACCUUCGUGGCGCUCUGCGCAACAGAUGUCAACUUUAUUGCUAGUCCUCCAUCAAUGGUGGCAGCAGGAAGUGUGGUGGCUGCUGUUCAAGGUCUCUACCUGAAAAGCCAAGACGCCUCCCUCUCCUCACCAAACCUCACCAACUUCCUGUCACAGGUCAUUCGCAGUGACCCGGACUGUCUGCGGUCGUGUCAGGAGCAGAUAGAGUCGCUAUUGGAGUCCAGUCUGCGACAGGCUCAGCAACACGGUGGCGCAGCAGAAACCAAACGCAUGGACGAGGACGCCGACCUGUCCUGCACGCCCACAGACGUGAGAGACGUCAACAUCUGAGGAAGACCGCAUGUCGCACGAUGAACCUGUUGAUGGAGGAGACAGAGGGAACUGAUGGAAGGCUCGCUCCCAUUUCUGCGUGCCCAUCUUUUCCUGCUCCUGCUCCUGCUUCCUGGUUGGCCGCCAACAAGGCUUAUAAUUCCAUUAUGUGCUAUGGCUGCCAUGACGAGACAGAGUGGCCUGCUGCCAUGCAGCACACCCCAUGUCCCAUUUCUUGCCAGUGACCCCCACCUACAGAAAUGUACCUGAGAAAAGGAUGAUGCUGGGCGUCUUACAGGGCUGGAGCUGGAGCCUCAGAAGCGGACAGUCUAGUAGAUAGCUUUUGUUUUUCUUUUAAUACACUAGGAAUAUUUUAAUGACCACAAACAGUCUUCAGUUUCAGGUCUUCUCCUGGUCUCUGGCCUUUAUUAAAGCUGUUUUGUUUAUUUUUUUUUUCCAUUCCCUUUGUCUUAUAUAGAACGACUUUAUUCCAUCUGCCCAACUUCUCAUGUUUGUCUCAUUUAUCCCCUCUUGCAUAUGUUUAGUCACUUUAUUAAUUUCCUUUUUAAACAUCAUUAGUCUUAUACCUCUUCUGUUCCAUCCUGUUUGGUUUGGUAGAGCCAGCAUAACGAGUGACGCUCUGUAUUCUGAUCUUUGAAGCUAGCAGCUACUGAUGUGGACAAAUGGAAAGCCUUGUUCGUCCUUCACAGCCUUCGUUCUGCUCAUUCUAGUCUGCUGUAAUGUGACAACAUCAAACUAGUGCAUGUGUAAGCAGAAGAGUCCACAUCCACCCAGACCAUUCCAAUGGUUGUUUUUCUAUAGAAAAAGCACUUUUGGUCAGUAAUGCUGGCGCAAGUUAAAAAAACACAAAAAAAAGACUCACAUUGAUAAAGUUUGUGAAAAAUAUAAAAAAGGACUAGUGAGAUGGAGUGGUGAGCUGGAAUGUUUAGGAGAAGAUGAUGUAGAGUGGUAUUUGCAUACAGUUGCACCUGCUGAGACAAAGAGAUGAUGAGUGGCAGAGCGGCUCCUGAUGCUCCUCCCAACCUUCACUGCAGCAGAACUGCUUCGUCUGAUACGUCAGCAUCAGGAGCCAGCUGGACAAAUUCUGAGGAAAAGAGGAAAAAUAUAUUGCAUUUCUAUCAUUCAAAUAAUGUUUUGUAUUUUAAUGUACAAAUAGAAUUUAUUUUUAUAACUUUAAGCAGCUCCUAGCAAAACCUGCUGGUGUUAAAUCUCAAAGACGGGCUUUUAUCUUCCUGCAGAGCAGAAACGGCUCCAUGAAAUCUUCAGUUCGUCUCUGAACCCCCAGAGCUGCACCCCAUCCCACAAACACAAAUACUCCAACUAAGUUCAAACUUUGCUCAUGGAUUCCAGGAAACAGAUGAAGCUGGAAAAAAAGGGGAGUGGUGAGACUAUUGACAUGAUUUUGCACAAACCUGAAAGACAUGGGAAGUGUUUGUUGGGGACAAAAAGGCAGAGAGCAAAGUUGGCAACAGUACCAAGGAGUGAAAGUAGCAUAAAGGGCGUGUCUUAUGGCUGUAGAGUUAAAGUCCAGGUUCCUGCACACGAUGGAUCAGGUUGAUACAGGCUUUUAUGUCAAAGGAUGUGAGUGUGUUGAACUGUGUAGGAGCUCUGUCUGCUAGGGUUCUGAUUGUACAUUACAGAUAGAGUGUAGGAGAACAACACUCCUUGUAUUCUGCUGCUAUAGAACCAGAAAUCCCAGCUACGUGUUAAAACAAAAAGAAAAAGGUGAAAAAAAAUUUAAAUGGAUAAUAACAAUGCUUUGUUUCUUGUUGUUUGCUGCUAUGUUUUGAUUGUUUUUGUUUUAUACAUAUAAAUGUCAAUAUACUGCCAUUCUAGGUUUGAAUUUUCUCAUAGAAAAUUGUUAUUGACAUCCUCAUUUGUUGUUUUGUGUAGAAUAUAUGUGCUCCUUUUUUAUAAUUACAUAAUAUGAUUCUCCAAACAAUUUCCAAAAAACAAGGAAAAAUUAGAUAUAUAGAGAAGUGUUUGAUCCAUUAUACCUCAUGCGACAGUCAAGAUCUAUCUCUGACUUUUAGUCUUUUUGUUUGUUUUAGUUCUUAUUCUAUUUUGCCUGUUGGGUCAGUGCCUAGCAGCUGUGUUCCACCUGCUCAAGGUGAAGCAUCCAUGAUGGAAACCAGCGAGUCCAGGCCAUGCUUUUAUACUGGUGCCAUAACAGAAAAUGGGAUAUCUAUUACUCUGUUGAGUGUUAAGCUGUCUCGGUAAAAAGAGACUUUAUCCCCUUUAGGCCCAUUGAGGCCUUUCUUCCUCCCCCCUUUUUAUAUUUAUAAAGAGAAAAAAAGCUUUGUGCUUCAAUUGCUGAAAUGUCAGUGCGUUGAUUUGAGUUUGUAAAUAGAUUCAUGCUCUGUAAGCCAUAGACUGUUCUUGUUGUUUUCACAAAAUUCUUCUACACAGUUGAGUCUGCUCGAUUGGGACACACAGUGUAUUCAUCUUUGUGCUGACAACACAAUAAAAACAUGAAUUAGAUGAA
This is a messenger RNA of Xiphophorus maculatus (southern platyfish), 3707 nucleotides long. RefSeq names its product cyclin D1 (gene ccnd1). The record is from RefSeq and is a predicted model, not a curated record. The transcript has 5 exons. Bases 344 to 1222 code for a protein of 292 amino acids. Lineage: Eukaryota; Metazoa; Chordata; Actinopteri; Cyprinodontiformes; Poeciliidae. Gene Ontology annotation, cellular component: nucleus; cytoplasm; cyclin-dependent protein kinase holoenzyme complex. Gene Ontology annotation, molecular function: cyclin-dependent protein serine/threonine kinase regulator activity. Gene Ontology annotation, biological process: mitotic cell cycle phase transition; regulation of cyclin-dependent protein serine/threonine kinase activity; positive regulation of G1/S transition of mitotic cell cycle.